AUGGUGACUAACUUGAUUCAUCUUCAAAGAAACUACAUACUAAAUCUAAUCAACUCGGUUCAGUCAAAUUUGAAAUAUUUGAUCCUUGAUGAUAAAACCCAAUUUUUAAUCUAUUCAAUCCUUGAUAAGCAAACUCUAUUGAAAAAUGUCACUGCCAUCUCAAAUAUAUCUGAAAAGAGAGACGUUAGAAGGGAAUUUGAUGGAAUUUAUAUCCUAGAUUCAAAUUUAUAUUCAAUCAACUGUUUAUUGAUUGAUUUGAAUUUGUCCUUGCCAUCAAACAAUCCAAAUAAUAUUGAUCAGACUUAUAAAUCUACUCGUUAUAAGACGUCGAACAUUUUCCUUUUACCUGUUAAUAAUAACAUUCAUCCCAAAUUAGCGAGUGAACUAAAUGCAAAGAUUAAUAACGAUAUAAGAAACAACCAGAUGAUCAAAUCUUUAAAUAUCAUGACAAACCACAAUGCUUUGAACUCAAUUAAUAAUAUUAAUAAUUGCUCAUUGCAAAUUUUUUAUAACAAGAACUAUUUGGCUCUUGUUAAUUAUCAGAUUAUUCAAAUUGUUCAAUCAUUAAUUAAUCUUUGUAUCUUGACCGAUGAGUAUCCAAUUAUCAAAUAUUACAAUCCUAAGAAUUCUAUAACCAAGUCUUCAAUUUUAUCCAAAAAAAUUGCCGAAUUAUUUCAAAGUUCUCUUGAUGAUUAUGCUAGAAACAAUACAAAAUUUCCAUCUCAACAAAAUCAAAGACAACGAUCUAUUUUUUUAAUUUGCGAUCGAACUUUGGAUGUUAUAACUAAUCUCAUAUCUAGUUUUACUUAUCAAUCGAUGAUAUAUGAUACAUUUACAGUGACCAAUGAUUCGAAUUAUUUUGAUAAUAAUGAAGUGAAUUCCAACUUGAUCUCGAAUCAAAACAUUGAUGUUGACAUUUAUAAUCAAAUUGUUAAAUAUCUAGUGGUUAAUGUGAACCAUACAAGGGAGUUCAAGUACGCUAAAUUGAAUGAAGAAGAUCCAAUUUUAAAUGAAGUAAGGCAUGAACAUGUAUUAAAAGCUGGGGAAAUAAUCAAUAAUAAAAAUCAAGAGAUGAAAGCACAUUCGGGUUCAAAUGAUGCUGAUGGCGGUGAUAGACAUGGGAAUGGUGGGUAUAAUUCGUCGAUUGAUCAAGUUAGAAACCAGUUGGUUCAUAUGGAUGAGUUUGACAAUCAAAGAAGAUUGAUAUAUUUACAUAAUGAACUCUUUGAUAAAGUCUUAAAGACCAUGAACAAUUUGAAAUUGAACAAAAUUGCUGAUUUUGAAAACACGUUGGCGGCUAAUGGAUACGAUAUUGAUAAUGAGAAAUUUGAUGAUUUGUCUGACAAUUUUAUAUUGGAAUUGAGUCAAAGUGAUUAUUCUAAAUUUGAUAAGAUCAAAUUAAUCUUAAUUUACUCAAUUUAUAGAAAUGGAAUAAUUUUAAAAGAUUUUGAGAAACUAUUCAAGUUUAUCAACUUAAACAAUCAAGAAGUUGACGAAUUUCUAAGAUUGGUUCGCAACUUUGAAAAUUUAAAUAUUAAGAUCAUUAAAGAAGAUUUAAACAGUCACCACUAUCACCAUAAUAACGAUAACAAUAACGAUAAUGGGAGCGGUAUUAAUUUCAAUCCUAACGAGAAGAAAUCACAAUAUUAUUUAAUUGAUAACACUGGGUAUUCGUCAUCUAGAUUCAAACCCGCGGUUGAAAAUAUAGUAAACUGUUUACUUAAUAACAACGAGGCAUUGAGUAAAGAGUUUUCGUUUGUCAAGCAGCUAGAAAUGAGCGCGAUGAAUAAUGAUUUUGGUAAUUUGAAUUUAAAUGUGAAUAACUCAACAACCUCAUUAAGGAACAAAAAUUUAAGACCCAAGUGGAAGAGCUCAACAUCAAUGGGGUCAAGUUUCCAACUACCUAAACAACGGAUCUUUGUGUAUGUUGCUGGUGGAAUCAAUUACGAGGAGAUCAGCUCGAUGUAUAAAAUGGGAAAGAUAUUGGACAAGGACAUCAUUCUUGGAAGUGAAAACUUGAUCAACAGCAAGAUCUUCAUGAAUAACGUC
Molecule: messenger RNA, 2049 nt
Organism: Ascoidea rubescens DSM 1968
Lineage: Eukaryota; Fungi; Ascomycota; Saccharomycetes; Ascoideales; Ascoideaceae
Gene: SEC1
Product: Sec1p
Exons: 3
Biological process (GO): vesicle-mediated transport; intracellular protein transport
Cellular component (GO): secretory granule; plasma membrane
Molecular function (GO): syntaxin binding
Source: RefSeq, a predicted model, not a curated record